AUGGGAGAUAAAGAAGAUGUUGAUACUCGAUUAGAGUUUAUGAGUGAAUAUAUACUUAAAAGUUUAAAACUGAAAAUAGAAAAAUGGACCAAAUUCAUCACAGGCGACGAGAGGCACUUGUUAUACAAAUUCUACGAUAUGCCAAAAUUCGAAGUAAUAGUGUUUCGUUUGAACACUUCCGGAUUAUUGACGUGCUCCACAAGCUUCCCGCCAAUUAGUAGAGGGAAAAUGGUUUAUUUUCUUAGAAAUUCAGAUCAGAAAAUAACUCAGGGCAACUUUCGUACGACUCUUACAAUCGGCGAGAUGUCUGGUAAUGUUCUAAUGGAUCUGAGUGUCAUGGCGGAUGAGGUAAUCGGUCCCUUGCUUUGCAAUCCUGAGAACCAGACGGGCUGGCCGAAAAUUGUCAAAAAUGACAUGAAGAGACACGUUAAUGAACUCAGGAAUUUGAUGCAUCAACUUAAAGGCGAUAUGUCGAGCCAAAUAAUGCUUCCGAUGCCAGAAGGUGUGGAAAAUAUUUAUCACGCUGAAGCAAAAUUAAAAGAAAGUGAUUCGGAAGACGUUGAUUUACAUCUGAAAACGAAUAUAGAAGGUGCUAUUAUAAAAUGGGCGCAACAAAUUCAUGACCUUUUACAAGAGGAUUCCUACAUAGCAUUCAAAAGAACAAAGUUCCCUCUCCCAAAUGCUGAUAUUGAGUUUUACGCGCAUCGUCUGCGAAAUCUGGAAGGAAUAUACUCUCAGUUACGAGACCCAAGGGUUAAAAGAAUGGCGCAUUACUUGGAAUCAACUAAAAGCGUGUAUUUGCAAUGUUUUAAGACAAUGCUGACUAAUGUUGUUGCUGCAAUUAUCGAGUGCCGUGAUAUUUACGUCUACCAAAAGCCACUGUUGAUACAUUUUGAGACAUUUGAGGGGACUGAUUUCUCUGAUGCGAAGCACCUUAUAAGGCCAAUGUUUCACUGCAUAGGCUUGCUCUGGGGAAACUCACGAUACUUUUGCAGCGUCGAAAAACUGAUACCACUGCUUCGUGAAGUUUGCAACCUGGUGAUCAUGCAGUGCACCAACUCUAUAGACCCGCCUUCCAUCUUCCAAGGAGAAGCGGACGAACAGUUGUUGAAACUGAGAAAGGCCAUCGGUAUCCUAAACCACUUCAUUGAAACGUAUGAAAUGAACCGCGACAAGGUCCACACUUUCUUCCCGGCGGGAGCUCUGCCUGUUAGCUGGUCAUUUGACUUCGACCGAGUGUUCAGUAGAUUCAACACGUACAUGAAGAGGCUGCACAUGAUCGAGAACAUUCUAGAAGCCACUGUUGAGAUCUUUAAACUGGAGAAGGUGGAGUUCUCUGGACUACGAGGCAAAAUAUUGAGCACCGAGUGUAUGAAGGUUCUAGACGAAUAUACCCAUAUCUACCUAAACCUCGGCAACAUAACCUACGACCCCGCGGAUCCCGAAGACACGAAAUUCCACGCAGAUUAUGACAAACAUAUGAAAGUAAUAGAACACAUGGAUAGGAGACUCGCCUCCUUAUUCGCUCAAGGGCUCGACGAAUGUCACGAUUUGGAACAUUUCUUUAAGUUCUUCCAAAUCCUGGGAGACUUGUACCGCCGACCCAUCAUACAGAAUGAGUUGAAACCGAAAGUGAUGAAAAUUCUCGACUUCAUGCACUCAAACCUUGACGCUGUUAAGGAAAUAUUUGACGAAGAAAUGGCGAAACUUAAUCCAAAAGCCGCUGACAGGCCGAUGGUGGAUCCGUACUUGCCGCCGGUCGCGGGAGUCAUCUGGUGGAUUCACAAGCUGAGGAGACGGAUCCAAAGUCCUAUGGAAGAUUUUAUUUUAUUUGAGGAUCCGAUAAUAGAAUGUGAGAACGCGAUCUACUUGAAGCAGAAGCAUCACGAGAUGCUCGGAUAUCUGAAUCAGGUAGAGGACAGGCAGUUCAAGCAAUGGUGUACCACUGUACCUAAUAUAUGCAAGAUGCAUCUCGCCAAAAACCUCAUAUACAGAGACCCGCCGUUUGUAAGAAAUAACUUUAGCCCUGAGCUGGUGAUGUUAUUACGAGAGAUACGUUACAUGAAGUAUUUGGACAAACAAGGAAUACCUCCAGAUGGGUUGGAAUUGUAUGCGAGGAAUGAAAAACUACAAUACGACAUGAAUCGUUUGAACCGUGCCAUUGCCUGGUAUAACGCAAUACGUGAAGGAAGUCAUGAGACUGAAGUGGCUUUGAUUGAGAAGGAAAUAUCAGCCAUCGACAACCUUCUAGGGAGAGGAGUGGAAGAACUUACUUGGAAUGAUGACUUCACGGAAUGGAUGGCAGAAGUAUACGCAGCCAUCAACACGUUACAAGAACGAGUGUUGACGGCUCAGAACAACGUGAAGCGAGGUCUCAGCAAUAUAGCAGCGUGGGGAGACGUGCCUCUACAUAACAGAAAAGAUAAUCCAGAGAAACUUGAAUUACUCGCUGUGAAAGAACGACAUCCACGAAUGAUUGCAAGGAGAAAGAGGAUUCUGGAAAGUCAUGCGGAAUUUGAACAAACACUAAAAGAAAAUUAUAAGUUAUUCUUCAAUAUAAAAAGUGAUGAGGAGUCGGAUAUAGAAGAAGAAGUGGAAGAGGAAGAAAUCGAUGAACUCACAAUGGAUGAGGAUGAGCGUCUGGCGCGACAACAGAGAUUACAGCAGAAGAUGGAGGAACGAGAAGCAAAGAUGAUAGCGAAAAUGGAGAGGGAACAAGAAAAGGCAGAAAAAGAACAAUUAAAGUUUGAGAGGAGAGAGGCGAGGAGAUUAAAGAAGGAAGCGAAAGAGGCUGAGAGACUGGAGCGACAGGAGAGGAGAGAAGCGGGUGAAGAAGUGGAGUCUCCCGUCGAGGAUGAAGAGGAGGUGGACCCUGAGGAGCUGGCGGACAUCGAGGAGGAGCGGCGAGAACUUGAAGAGGCCGCCUUCCGCGCUGAACGGUGGCCCGCUUAUGUCAGAUACGUGGACGAACUGGUGUCAGCUCAAGUGAUGAAAGCCAUCAAGUGCAGUUUGGAUCUGUUCGAGAAACAAACGGACCUGGAAAAGGGACCGAGGGUCGCGUUCAUGGAAAUAAUGGCGGAACUAAAGGACCCAGACAUUUACUUCUCACCGUCUUUGGACCUCGACGAGGCUGAUGGUCUGUAUGACACCAUGAAGGAAAUGAUGAAGGACAUGUUUCUGCAAGCGACUAUGUUCCCUCGAAUCGAUCCUAUUGUACCCAUAGCAACAUACGAAGACGAUAUUAAAAAAGAAGAUGCUAUGAUCGAUCUUUACCACGAUAUUCUUAAAAGAAUAGAAAAUAGUAUUAAUGAUGUAGUACAAUACGCUUCGAGGUAUGAGAAAUACGCUCCACUUUGGUUGGAAGAUCGUCAGGAGGUUUUAGCUGGGUUCCUUAAAUACGGUCGUGUCAUUCCUCCCGAAGAAUUUGAUAAAUAUCGCUUCGAAAACGGCUGCGACCCUCCCGAGGUUAAGCCUAAUCUGGAACAAUAUCAGCACGAGAUCGACAAAUUCAACGCGUUAUAUAACGAGGUGGAGUCGCUGCCUCCCGACUACCUCUGUAACGGCUGGCUCAAGUUGAAUCUGAAGAGACUCAACCAAGCCAUCAUGAACAUUAUCUGCAAGUGGAGCAAUCUGUACAAGCAGAACUUGAAGGAUCAUGUGCAAAAGAGCUUGGAUGAUUUGGAGGAGUUCAUUGCAUACGCUUCCAAAGAACUAGCAGUGGAAUUAGAAGAGGAUGAUUAUGAAGGACUCUUGAAAGUUAUGGGCGUCCUUAAUGAAGUUAAGGCGAAGAUGGACGCCGGCACUGACCAGAUGUUCGAACCUCUCAGAGACAUCAUGUAUGUCCUCAAGGAAUACGGGGUCGACUUCCCAGAAGAAACUUACGAGCAGCUGGACGUGCUGCCUGAGCGUUGGCGCAACUUGGUGAAACAAGCUACUGUCAUCAAGAACGAAGUGGCGCCCAUGCAAGCUGCUCAAGCUGCGCUGAUCGCUAAACGAGUGGCUCUGCUGAACUUGCGUCUCACUAUGUACAGAGACCAAUUCCAGCUCAAGGAGGUAUUCUUUGAAAAUUGCCACGAGCCCUACCGGCAAAUUGAUAAGAUUCACUUGGAGCUUAUACACUUUGAGGACAUCGUUAAGACGUUGAAAAAGUCUUGCGGCCUGUUCGACAUACAGCCACCGGAUGAAAAGAAUUUGAAGCAGUGUCGAAGAGAAUUGAAACUAGUGAAGCAAUUAUGGGAUUACUACAAUUUAGUAAUGGGCACGAUUGAAUUCUGGAAGAAGUCGCCGUGGAAGAAGAUCGAUGCUGACGGCAUGGAUCAGGAAUGUAAGCGAUUCACCAAAGACCUGAGACAACUCGACAAAGAAAUGAGAGUUUGGGAACCUUAUAUAUCGAUAGAAGCAACGAUAAAGAACCUCAUGACGUCACUGCGCGCGGUCACUGACCUCCAGAACCCGGCAAUUAAAGAUAGACAUUGGGUCGAACUAAUGAUGGCCACAAAGAAAGCUGCACAUACACACAUCAUGUCCAUCGAUACUAGGCGCGAUCACUCAGAACCAUUUGCAUUCAAACAUAAUUUGAGAUGUCGGGUCACGUUUUCUGAUAUCUUAGCCGACUUUAAGUCGUUAGAAGAGUUAGCGAGCUCUUUGGAGGAUAUAUCUGCUGCUGCAAGAAUGGAAGAACUGACCAAGAAUGAUUAUAGUAACCUUCAGCUUCAAAAUUUUAGAAGACCAAAGCCGCAAGAAAAUGAGAACUGUAAUAAUAACUUUAUAAAACUGAAUAGAACGUAUACUAGGCAUCACUUCAAAGGAAAUGGUCCUCAAUGA
Molecule: messenger RNA, 4824 nt
Organism: Danaus chrysippus (African queen)
Lineage: Eukaryota; Metazoa; Arthropoda; Insecta; Lepidoptera; Nymphalidae
Source: the annotation of a GenBank genome assembly